This is a messenger RNA of Lymnaea stagnalis (great pond snail), 928 nucleotides long. The record is from the annotation of a GenBank genome assembly. NCBI's taxonomy places the organism in Eukaryota, Metazoa, Mollusca, Gastropoda, Lymnaeidae.
AGUACAGCACCGAAGAUACGGAUACCGACUCCCCGUACGUCUUCUCCGACAACGGCGACGUCUCGGAAUUGAUGGAUUCCACGUAUUCCGAUUGCUGCGAGUUCGAGCCCCGAGGCUCCCCCCCGUUGAAGCAGAGGGACGCCGUUCAAGUGACGUGGAACAUGAGUGAAUCUAACGUACCCGUUCAUUCUUCAACGUACACGGCCCUCAGGCGAUUCCCGGAGAAACGCGUCGAUUGUAAAUAUAACCCAGGGGCCAGGUUCCGCCAAAAUCUCUGCGGAGAAAGAGGUGUCGCUAAAAGUAAAGAUCCUGACAGAGUGGCCAGACAAGGUUCGGUGCCACUCAAGUACAAAGCUCCGCCAAGACUUCAAAGACACAAAACGACACUUCAGUCGACACAGCAGCCGGUCUUCACGCAGAAACCCACGACGGAUGACCAGCCACGUGAGGGUCAGUUCAACUCUGACCAUUUCACCGCGUCCAGCUCCGACCUGAUCGAAGGUGAUCGCGUACGGAAACCGGAGGUGAAAGCCGACGGUUACCAAGGAGGGAACCGAGGAAAUGCGGUGAUGGACGAGAUAGAGGCGGAGAUGGGUGAUGUACUGGACAGCCUCUUCCAGUCGCAGUACAACAUCGCUAUCAGAGUGGAAGCCCUGAAGGAAGACCUCAUGCGGCAGGUGGCGAGACUCCAAGCCCCGCCCAAACCAGUGAGUUUUGUUAACGAGCCAAUAGCGCGACCUGUGGCCAAGUGGGCGGGGACUUACUAUGACUACAUUAUGAUGGUCGGGUUUAUGGUCGUGCAGUUUGUCUUUCAGUUUGUAAUUGUGAGAAAAUACUAGCGAAGACACAACAUAAAACAGAUAUGUUCUAGAAGUCUGGAACAAUCAAAUAUCGCAAAGGAAGUCUGGAACAAUCAAAUAUCGCAAAG